Drosophila busckii is the source of this 923-nucleotide messenger RNA. Its product is annotated as ficolin-2. The record is from RefSeq and is a predicted model, not a curated record. Bases 1 to 843 code for a protein of 280 amino acids. NCBI's taxonomy places the organism in Eukaryota, Metazoa, Arthropoda, Insecta, Diptera, Drosophilidae. The transcript has 2 exons.
AUGCGAACUGCUUUUCAUAUUUUGUCAAUUGUGAUUAUAAGCGAAAGUCUUGCUGGAGACGUAACAAGACUAAAGCAGCAACUAGAAAACCUUAACUCAUUGGCACUUGAUUAUGUUGAAGCCCAUAAAGACAGUCUGGAGAAUGUUACGGCGAACGGUUUACUGGAGCAAUUGAGCAGAAGGGAAAGUUAUAGCUGGUCGGGAUAUUCCAGCUGUCCUGAAAGGUCUGGUAUUUUUGACAUUAAUGUACCCAAUGAGCCAAAGUUCGAAGCAAUGUGCGAUGCCGAAAUAGCUGGACCUGGUUGGUUGGUCAUAAUGCGUCGAUAUGAUGGCAGUGUUAAUUUCUAUCGCAAUUGGACGCAAUAUAAAAAUGGGUUUGGUGAACUUAGUGGUGAAUUCUUCAUCGGUUUGGAUAGGCUACAUGCAAUAACUGCCUCACAAGAACAUGAGCUCUAUAUACACGUUGAAGACUUUGAUGGCAACAGUAGAUAUGCCCGAUUUGAUGACUUUGUGAUCAGCAGUGAACAUCAAUUUUAUGAGAUUCAAAGAUUAGGAAGUUACACUGGAGAUGUGGGCGAUGUGAUGAGCUAUCACAGGAAUGGAAAAUUCAGCACAUUUGAUAAAAAAAACGAAAAUAGCACAAGCACCUAUACCGAAAUUCACAUGGGCGCUUGGUGGUAUCAAGAGGGGGCGGCUAGUAAUCUGUUUGGCUUGUACAUGUCAGGUCCAGUAGACGCAGAAUGGAGACACAAAAGCAUGAGCUUAUAUACAUGGCGAGGCUGGAGUUAUUCCUUAAGAGUUGCACAAAUGAUGGUGAAGCCAAAGUGCACUUGUGUCACUUAAAGAUUGGCACACUUGGGAUUAUCCAAGUUGCAAAUGUUUUUAUAUUUGUUUAUUUGGAAUUCACACUAUUGUUCUUAAUU